GUCGUCUAUCGACCGUUCCCAUCUCUAUGCUGAAGCCCGUUAGUCCCCGCCCCCAAACACACUCACAGACAAGACUCAGCAGCAUACACAUACACAGCCGGGGUCGGAGGUCGUGGUGACGUCACUGCUGUCUUGUUGCUCAGCUGAUUGCAGGACCUGAUAAACAUCCCCGGUGACAGCGGCGAUGGACGGGGGGAUCCAGCGGUACAACGCCUGAGCCGCCUCUCCUUCCUGCAUCUGGUGAGGGCACGUAGACUUGCAUCCUUGAAGACUGGCAAGAUGUGGCUGAAGCUGUUCCUCCUUCUCCUCUACUUUCUCAUCCUCUUUGUCCUGGCCCGGUUCUUUGAGACCAUAGUGUGGUAUGAGACGGGGAUUUUUGCCAGCCAGCUGGUGGACCCAGUGACCUUGAGCUUCCACCAGCUGAAGACCAUCCUGGAAUGCCGGGGACUGGGAUACUCGGGGCUCCCAGAGAAAAGAGAUGUCCGGGAACUGAUGGAGAAAUCAGGAGAUCUUAUGGAAGGGGAGUUGUACUCGGCCUUAAAGGAAGAAGAGGCCUCCGAAGCCGGAUCCAGCACCAACUUCAGUGGAGAAAUGCACUUUUAUGAGCUGGUGGAGGACACAAAGGAUGGCAUCUGGCUGGUGCAGGUGGUUGCAGAUGGCCGGAGCCCUCUCGUAAGUAAAGUCCAUUGGGAGAAGAUGGUGAAAAAAGUGACCAAAUUUGGCAUCCGUACAGGAACAUUCAACUGCUCUAGUGAUCCCAGAUAUUGCAGGAAGAGAGGAUGGGUGAGAUCGACCCUUAUUAUAUCCGUGCCCCAAACGAACACCUCAAAGGGGAAAGUGAUGCUUAAAGAGUACGGCGGGCGUAAAAUAGAGACCGAGCACAUCUUCAAGUGGAUUACUGCACACGCUGCUUCACGCAUCAAGACCAUCUACAAUUCUGAACAUCUAAAGGAGGAGUGGGACAGGAGCGACCAAUACAAGGUGAAGCUAUAUCUGUUCGCAAACCUCGAUCAGCCUCCGGCGUUCUUCUCUGCGUUGAGUGUGAAGUUUACUGGGAGAGUGGAAUUCAUAUUCGUCAAUGUGGAAAACUGGGAUAAUACUAGUUACACUGCUGAAAUCGGCAUAUCGAGGACUCCAUCUUACGUUCUGAAAACUCCCGAGGGAAUAUACAAAUAUGGAAAUAAUACGGGAGAAUAUGUCUCCCUAAGGGCCAUGGAUUCCUUCCUGCGCACGUUACAACCAGAAGUCAAUGACUUGUUUGUGCUCAGUUUGGUCCUGGUGAACCUCAUGGCUUGGAUGGACUUAUUUAUCACUCAAGGAGCCACCAUAAAAAGAUUUGUGGUUCUGAUCAGCACUUUAGGGACCUACAAUUCCUUGCUCAUCAUUUCCUGGUUACCAGUUUUGGGGUUUCUCCAGCUCCCUUACCUUGAUAGCUUUUAUGAGUACAGCCUGAAACUACUUCGGUACUCCAACACCACCACCUUGGCUUCGUGGGUAAGAGCCGACUGGAUGUUUUAUUCUUCUCAUCCCGCACUUUUUCUUAGUACUUAUCUCGGCCAUGGGUUGCUCAUUGAUUACUUUGAAAAGAAAAGACGAAGCAACAACAACGCCGAUGAAGCCAAUGCCAAUAAUCUAGAGUGGUUGUCCAGUCUCUGGGACUGGUACACCAGUUACUUAUUCCACCCCAUUGCUUCUUUUCAUCACUUUCCCAACAACUCAGAUUGGGAUGAAGAUCCAGAACUUUUCCUCGAGCGUUUAGCUUUUCCGGAUUUAUGGCUUCAUCCUCUGAUACCCACAGAUUACAUAAAAAAUCUACCAACCUGGCACUUUCGUUGUCCUAGUCAUCGCGUAGGAGAAGACUUCUCGGAAAGUUCACAAGAAAGUGACAGUGAGUCUGAAAGCUCUGGAAGUGAACAGUGCAGAUGUACGAGGAAUCCUCCUUCAAGUUGCACAGGAAGGCCAACAUUAGAGUCUUCUGACCAGACUUGCUUAUGCGAAGAAGCACAAGGUGGAAGAAAAAUAGGAUCCUCCACCAAGGACAACUUGGAACCAGACUGGUCCACAUGGCCUGAAAAUAUGUUGCACUGUACAGAAUGUGUGGUUUGCCUGGAGAAUUUUGAGAAUGGCUCUCUGCUUAUGGGUCUCCCAUGUGGGCACGUAUUCCACCAAAAUUGCAUUGUAAUGUGGUUGGCAGGAGGUAGACAUUGCUGCCCAGUUUGUCGAUGGGCGUCCUAUAAAAAGAAACAUUUCACUCAACAGCCAUCAUUGUCCAGUCCUGCCCAGUCUUAGCAUCCGCUCUAAGUCUGGAAGCUUCCCGGCCUGUAUCUGCUUGUAUCUGUGGUUUGAUGUCAUGUUUUCUGUCUUAGUACAGUGGACUAAUGCACAUUAUGUUUGUCAUGAUUUAAUUUUCUGGCCUUGCGUGUUAAGUGUAAAUGCAUACGUAAGCAAAAAAAACAAAAAAAAAACAUAUUUUUAUGACUUUCACAAAUUAUAUUCAUAUUUCAGUGUAUUUUUAAAAUAAUAAUAAUAAUUAUUGUCUGCCAAAUUGUAGAGAGAAGAACAUUAUAUUGAUUUUUUUUUUCUUUUGAGCACUUUCAUUUUGACCAUCCUCGCUCAGUGUUCCAUAUGUUUUUGAACGUCCGUAAUGGAAGUCUCAACCUUUCACUUGAGUGUUAUGAUUUAUUUUCUUUUUAAUAAAACUAAAAUAGAGUCUUCUGUCCCAGUCUUUAAAGGGAGAACUUACUGCAAAACCUUUUAAUAUAUAAGUAGGUCUCGUCACUUACAUUUAUUAUUUCAUUUUUUAUAUUUUUUUUUGAGGUUUCAGACAUGUUCUAAUGUAAGUGACUAUGCAAUGUUUACACAUAACAAUACAGGAAUCAUGAUGGCAGGAAAGGAGCACAGCGUUGCUUUAUUUAUCCAUAAAAAAAAAAAUGCUAUUUUUUUUUUCUAUUCCUGCAUUGGUUUCUGUUAGGUUAGAGGGGUUGUCCAUUUUUUUUUUUUUCUGUGUAGAUGUGCUAUCAUGUGUGGACAGGAUUUAGUCUCUCCUGUGUGGCUGUCCUGUGAAUUUCAGGAUUACAUUAUGCCCAACCCAUACAGUAUCCAUACCCUCCUGGCAGCUCUCAGACCCCUGCCCUCCCAUCUCUAUGACCACCUAUGCAUAGUGUGUUGCUGAAGAUAGACUGUCUCACCUCUCUGUAGGAGAGCAGGGAUAUAUAAGGUGAGUCUAUACUAGGUUUAGCUGUAGAGUUAUAAAACUCCCCCGACUCACACUGUCUCUUUCUGCUUUGUUCAGAGACUCUUGCCUGUCCUGUAGGAUGCAGCUAGACACUGUUAUCCCGGCCUCCUGCUUUAAAGAGUUAAGAGGGAUAAAUCUUUCACAAGGAGCCAGACAGCUGCAUCUCAGAGGAAUACAUAGAGACUCUGGUAUGAGUUAGCAUUCAGGAAUUCUGUGUCGCAGAUGAUUUGUUUUACUUAGGACUCAGAACAAGUGCAGUGAUGAGACGCCGCCCCCCUCUCUGCAAAGCCACAGGCAGCUUUAGGGAAACAAUAGCAGAAGGUGUAAGGAUGGCAGGCAACCUGCAAAUGACCAAUCUACAUACAUUUUUAUAUAAUAGCAGUCUAUUUUACAUUACAUAGGCAAAUAAUAAAUAUAUAUAUAUAUAUAUAUAUAUACACACACACACACACACUCUGCUCAAAAAAAAUAAAGGGAACACUAAGAUAAUACAGCCUAGAUCUGACUGAAUGAACUAAUCGUAUGAAAUACUUUCGUAUUUACAUAGUUGAAUGUUCUGACAACAAAAUCACACACAAAUUAUCAAUGGAAAUCAAAUCUAUCAACCCAUUGAGGUCUGGAUAUGGAGUCAUACUCAACAUCAAAGUGGAAAGACACACUACAGGCUGAUCCAACUUUAUGUAAUGUCAUUAAAACAAAUCAAAAUGAGUCCUCCACCUAUGACCUCCCUACAACGCCUGGGCAUGCUCCUGAUGAGGUGGUGGACAGUCUGUGGUGCAACGUGGCGUUGGUGGAUGGAGCGAGACAUGAUGUCCCAGAUGUGCUCAAUUGGAUUCAGGUCUGGGGAACGGGCGGGCCAGUCCAUAGCAUCAAUGCCUUCCUCUUGCAGGAACUGCUGACACACUCCAGCCUCAUGAGAUCUAGUAUUGUCUCGCAUUAGGAGGAAUCUAGGGCCAACCACACCAGCAUAUGGUCUCACAAGGGGUCUGAGGAUCUCAUCUCGGUAUCUAAUGGCAGUCAGGCUACCUCUGGCAAGCACAUGGAGGGCUGUGCGGACCCCCCAAAGAAAUGCCACCUCACACCAUUACUGACCCACCGUCAAAUUGGUCAUGCUGGAGGAUGUUGCAGGCAGCAGAAUGUUCUCCACUGCGUCUCCAGACUCUGGCAUGUGCUCAGUGUGAACCUGCAUUCAUCUGUGAAGAGCACAAGGUGCCAGUGGCAAAUUUGCCAGUCUUGGUGUUCUCUGGCAAAUGCCAAACGUCCUGCACGGUGUUGGGCUGUAAGCACAACCCCCACCUGUGGAUGUCAGGCCCUCAUACCACCCUCAUGGAGUCUGUUUCUGACCGUUUGAGUGGACACAUGCACAUUUGCGGCCUACUGGAGAUCAUUUUGCAGGGCUCUGGCAGUGGUCCUCCUGCUUCUCUGCACAAAGGCAGAGGUAGCAGUCCUGCUGCUGGGUUGUUGCCCUCCUAAAGCCUCCUCCACGUCUCCUGAUGUACUGGCCUGUCUCCUGGUAGCGCCUCCAUGCUCUGGACACUACGCUGACAGACGCAGCAAACCUUCUUGCCACAGCUCGCAUUGAUGUGCCAUCCUGGAUGAGCUGCACUACCUGAGCAACUUGUGUGGGUUGUAGACUCCGUCUCAUGUUAACACUAGAGUGAAAGCAUCGCCAGCAUUCAAAAGUCACCAAAACUUCAGCCAUGAAGCUGUGUGAUUGACUUGGAGUUACACUGUCUUGUUUAAGUGUUCCCUUGAGCAGUGUGUGUGUGUGUGUGUGUAUGUAUAUAUAUAUAUAUAUAUAUAUAUAUAUGAAAAGUUUUGCAACUGACCUGUUAUUUAGCUUGUCGGACAGAUUCACCCAUUGCCGCUCCAUUCAAUUGCUGCGCGAGUGCUGAAGUGAGCAGAGUAGUUCACUUAGCUGUCUCGGUUAGUCCCAUAAAGGGUAAAUGGAGCGGCAGGGCGCAUACUAGGCUGCUGCUUUAUUUACAAGGAAUAGCAAGGGAAACUAGUGAAUGGUGGUGGUUCCGCCAGUCGGACGUCCACUGAUCCAUUUAAGUAAAUGGAUCCAAGUUGUAAUACCACACAAAACCUGAGGACAGGUUGUCUUAUUCCUGGAUAAGCCCAUUAAGUCAGGUUUAUAAAGGCUAUUGAUUGGGUUAUGGCUGCUUUAAAUUGCAUUCUUGCAUGAUGAAAAGUGAUAUGUCUAUACGUAAAUACAGCUGGUUACUGAUAAGCCUCUAAAUGGCUUUGGUUUUG
This is a messenger RNA of Hyla sarda, 5491 nucleotides long. RefSeq names its product ring finger protein 103 (gene RNF103). NCBI's taxonomy places the organism in Eukaryota, Metazoa, Chordata, Amphibia, Anura, Hylidae. Gene Ontology annotation, molecular function: ubiquitin-protein transferase activity. The coding region runs from base 280 to 2289 and encodes 669 amino acids. The record is from RefSeq and is a predicted model, not a curated record. Gene Ontology annotation, biological process: protein ubiquitination. The transcript has 5 exons. Gene Ontology annotation, cellular component: endoplasmic reticulum.